This is a messenger RNA of Pipistrellus nathusii (Nathusius's pipistrelle), 2898 nucleotides long. The record is from the annotation of a GenBank genome assembly. Lineage: Eukaryota; Metazoa; Chordata; Mammalia; Chiroptera; Vespertilionidae.
AUGAAUUUCCUCCGCGGGGUCAUGGGGGGCCAGAGUGCAGGACCCCAGCACACGGAAGCCGAGACGAUCCAAAAGCUUUGUGACCGAGUAGCUUCAUCUACUUUACUAGAUGAUCGAAGAAAUGCCGUGCGUGCUCUCAAAUCAUUAUCUAAGAAAUAUCGCUUGGAAGUGGGUAUUCAAGCAAUGGAACAUCUUAUCCAUGUUUUACAAACAGAUCGUUCGGAUUCUGAAAUAAUAGGUUAUGCUUUGGAUACACUAUUUAAUAUAAUAUCUAAUGAUGAAGAAGAAGAAUUAGAUGAAAAUUCCAUAAGACAGAGUGAAGAUUUGGGAAGCCAGUUUACAGAAAUUUUUAUUAAGCAGCAAGAAAAUGUCACUCUCCUGUUAUCUUUGUUGGAGGACUUCGAUUUCCAUGUUCGAUGGCCAGGUGUGAAGCUUCUUACUGCUCUUUUGAAACACCUAGGGCCUCAGGUGCAGCAAAUUAUUUUAGUUAGUCCCAUGGGUGUUUCAAGACUGAUGGACUUAUUAGCAGAUUCCAGGGAAGUUAUACGUAAUGAUGGUGUCUUACUACUACAAGCACUAACAAGAAGUAAUGGCGCAAUUCAGAAAAUUGUUGCUUUCGAAAAUGCUUUUGAGAGACUACUGGACAUUAUUACAGAGGAGGGCAACAGUGAUGGAGGUAUAGUUGUGGAAGAUUGUCUGAUUUUGCUCCAAAACUUGUUAAAAAACAACAAUUCCAAUCAAAAUUUUUUUAAAGAAGGCUCGUAUAUUCAACGUAUGAAACCUUGGUUUGAAGUUGGAGAUGAAAAUUCUGGCUGGUCUGCACAGAAAGUAACAAAUCUGCACCUAAUGCUACAGCUUAUUCGUGUCCUGGUCUCUCCCACCAACCCUCCUGGUGCUACCAGUAGCUGCCAGAAAGCCAUGUUCCAGUGCGGCUUAUUGCAGCAGCUUUGCACUAUCCUAAUGGCUACUGGGAUUCCUGCUGAUAUCCUGACUGAGACCAUUAAUACUGUAUCAGAGGUUAUCCGAGGCUGUCAAGUAAACCAAGACUACUUUGCUUCUGUAAAUGCACCUUCAAACCCACCAAGACCGGCAAUUGUAGUACUUCUCAUGUCUAUGGUUAAUGAAAGGCAGCCAUUUGUAUUGCGCUGUGCUGUUCUCUAUUGUUUCCAGUGUUUCUUAUAUAAAAACCAAAAAGGACAAGGAGAAAUUGUGUCAACACUUCUACCUUCCACAAUUGAUGCAACAGGUCAUUCAGUCUCUGCUGGUCAGUUAUUAUGCGGAGGUUUGUUUUCUACUGAUUCACUUUCAAACUGGUGUGCUGCUGUGGCCCUUGCCCAUGCUUUGCAAGAAAAUGCCACCCAGAAAGAACAGUUGCUCAGGGUUCAACUUGCUACAAGUAUCGGCAAUCCUCCAGUUUCUUUAUUGCAACAGUGCACCAACAUCCUUUCACAGGGUGAUAAGAUCGACAGACGGGGAAGCAAAAUACAGACAAGAGUUGGAUUACUGAUGUUGCUUUGUACCUGGCUAAGUAACUGUCCCAUUGCGGUAACGCAUUUUCUUCACAAUUCAGCCAAUGUUCCCUUUCUUACUGGGCAAAUUGCAGAAAAUCUUGGAGAGGAAGAGCAGUUGGUCCAAGGCUUAUGUGCCCUUCUAUUGGGCAUUUCUAUUUAUUUCAAUGAUAACUCACUUGAGAACUACAUGAAAGAGAAACUGAAACAACUAAUAGAGAAGAGGAUUGGCAAAGAGAAUUUCAUAGAGAAACUAGGAUUUAUUAGCAAACAUGAGUUGUAUUCGAGAGCAUCUCAGAAACCCCAGCCCAACUUUCCCACUCCAGAAUACAUGGUGUUUGAUCAUGAGUUUACAAAGCUGGUAAAAGAACUUGAAGGUGUGAUAACUAAGGCUAUUUAUAAGUCCAGUGAAGAAGAUAAAAAGGAAGAAGAAGAGAAGAAAACAUUAGAACAGCAUGACAGUAUUGUGACUCACUACAAAAAUGUGAUUCGAGAGCAAGAUCUGCAACUUGAAGAUUUAAAACAACAGAUUUCUACAUUAAAAUGUCAAAAUGAACAGCUCCAAACAGCAGUCACUCAGCAAGUAUCUCAGAUUCAGCAACACAAAGAUCAGUAUAACCUUCUUAAAGUACAGCUAGGAAAAGACAAUCAUCAUCAAAGUUCUCACGGUGAUGGGGCUCAAAUGAAUGGCAUUCAACCAGAAGAAAUUGGUAGGUUGCGAGAAGAGAUAGAAAAUUUAAAAAGUAAUCAGGAACUUUUACGAAGCCAGCUGGCUGAAAAGGACUCUUUGAUUGAAAAAUUGAAAUCUUCCCAAACAUCCUCGGACACAAAUGAAGCAACCGCUUCAGCUAGAAAUUCUGAACAAAUUGCAGAAUUAAAACAGGAACUGGCAACAUUAAAGUCUCAGUUAAACUCUAAAUCUGUGGAGAUUACCAAACUACAGACAGAAAAGCAGGAGUUGUUACAGAAAACAGAAGCAUUUGCACAAUCAGUUCCUGUAUCAGGAGAGAGUGAAGCUGCAAUAGCUGCAAAAACUACUGAUGUAGAAGGAAGGCUUUCGGCAUUAUUACAAGAGACUAAAGAGUUAAAGAAUGAAAUUAAAGCUCUGUCUGAGGAAAGAACUUCUAUUAAAGAGCAGCUGGACUCAUCUAACAGUACCAUUGUCAUUUUACAAAAUGAGAAAAACCAGCUAGAGGUGAACAUUAAAGAUGCUAAAAAAGAACAGGAUGAUCUCUUGGUGCUGUUGGCUGAUCAGGAUCAGAAAAUAUUGUCAUUAAAGGAUAGACUCAAGGAACUCGGUCAUCCAGAGGAAGAAGAGGAUGAAUCCGCAGACCAAGAUGAUGAGGAUGAUGAAGAUGAAGAUGAUGACAAGAGCCAGGGUGAUAAUUAG